This is a messenger RNA of Camellia sinensis, 1170 nucleotides long. NCBI's taxonomy places the organism in Eukaryota, Viridiplantae, Streptophyta, Magnoliopsida, Ericales, Theaceae. The record is from RefSeq and is a predicted model, not a curated record.
AUGAAGCCACCAACGUUCUUUGGUGGAAUUAAACCAUUGAAAGCAGAAACAUGGUUGCUCGAAGUGGAAAAACUGUUUGAUGUAUUUCCCUGUACCAAGAUUCAGAAGGUUUUAUUGGCCACCUAUACUCUGAAAGACGAAGCUCGAAGAUGGUGGUUACUGAUUUGGAAUACCGAUAGGAACAUGACGUGGGCUCGAUUUAAUGAGAUCUUUUAUGAAAAACAUUUUCCUCAAUGUUUUUGGGAUCGAAAAGUGUCUGAGUUCCAAGAACUUAAACAAGGCAGAAUUUUUGUAGCCGAGUACGAGGCAAAGUUCACCGAAUUAGCCAGAUUUGCUCUUUAUAUGGUGGACACAGACUACAAGAAAGCUCGCAAAUUUGAGGGAGGAUUAGACUUGGACAUAUUUGAUCGAGUUGGAGUACUAAAGUUGCCAACAUGCGUGCAAGUUCUUGAUAGAUCUUUAAUGGCGGAAGCCACCCUAGUUGCUAUGAAGCAAAGUAAGGCCCCAGCCGCAACGACAACUGAUUGGAGAGGAAAAAGGUCUGGGUAUGGUUUCAGAAAAGGCCGUUCUUAUGUAAAUAAGAAACAGAAUAUGGGAUCUACAAGCAGUUCAAGCCAGAGCAGUGGGUCUAUUCCGGUUUGUCCUGACUGUGGAAGAAGGCAUAGGGGUGUGUGUUAUCGAGCAUUCGAUGCUUGUUUUCGAUGUGGCAAGACAGGUCAUGUAGUGAAGGAUUGCCCACUUGGGUCCGAAAAUGCCAACCGUCUUAUGAUGAGUUCAGCCAGGUCUGCUUCUACAGUAAAAACAAAUACAAAGGCUAAUACUGGGAAAGAACCGUUGAAACAAGGUCGAGUUUUUGCCUUAGUGCCUAGUGACGUACAGAACAUCAAAACUGUGGUGUCAGGUAUACUCCCUAUAUGUUCUCAAAAUUCAUGUGUAUUGUUAGAUUCUGGUUCUACGCAUUCCUUCGUAUCGUAUGCUCUCUCUCGGAAUUUAACUAGACCACUAGAGCUUAUGACAUAUGUGUUAUCUGUUUCUACACUGUCUGGGGGUUCUACGUUAUGUACUUAUGUUUAUCCAGCAUGUGACAUUAUGGUUGGCGAUAUGAUAUUGUAUGUUGACUUGUUGCCCUUGAACAUUGAUCAUUUUGAUGGUAUUCUGGAUAUGGACUGA